Molecule: messenger RNA, 8189 nt
Organism: Myotis lucifugus (little brown bat)
Lineage: Eukaryota; Metazoa; Chordata; Mammalia; Chiroptera; Vespertilionidae
Gene: ADAMTS5
Product: ADAM metallopeptidase with thrombospondin type 1 motif 5
Exons: 9
Coding region: 1-2067 (688 amino acids)
Biological process (GO): proteolysis; extracellular matrix organization
Cellular component (GO): extracellular matrix
Molecular function (GO): metalloendopeptidase activity
Source: RefSeq, a predicted model, not a curated record
AUGACUGGUGACCAGGGGGACCAGGGACCACAGACCUGGUGGCGGCGGCGGCGCCGCUCCAUCUCCCGGGCCCGCCAGGUGGAGCUGCUGCUGGUGGCCGACGCGUCCAUGGCGCGGCUGUACGGCCGGGGCCUGCAGCAUUACUUGCUGACCUUGGCCUCCAUCGCCAACCGGCUGUACAGCCACGCCAGCAUCGAGAACCACAUCCGCCUGGCCGUGGUGAAGGUGGUGGUGCUGGGCGACAAGGACAAGAGCCUGGAGGUGAGCAAGAACGCGGCCACCACGCUCAAGAACUUCUGCAAGUGGCAGCACCAGCACAACCAGCUGGGGGACGACCACGAGGAGCACUACGAUGCCGCCAUCCUCUUUACUCGCCAGGAUUUAUGUGGGCAUCAUUCAUGUGACACCCUGGGAAUGGCAGACGUUGGGACCAUAUGUUCUCCGGAGCGCAGCUGUGCUGUGAUUGAAGACGAUGGCCUCCACGCAGCUUUCACUGUGGCUCACGAAAUUGGACAUCUCCUUGGCCUCUCCCAUGACGAUUCCAAAUUCUGUGAAGAGAACUUUGGCUCCACAGAAGAUAAGCGCUUAAUGUCCUCCAUCCUAACCAGCAUCGAUGCAUCCAAGCCCUGGUCCAAAUGUGCCUCAGCCACCAUCACAGAAUUCCUGGACGAUGGCCACGGUAACUGUUUGCUAGACCUGCCUCGCAAGCAGAUCCUGGGCCCCGAAGAGCUCCCGGGACAGACCUACGAUGCCACCCAGCAGUGCAACCUGACCUUCGGGCCCGAGUACUCGGUGUGCCCGGGCAUGGACGUCUGCGCCCGCCUCUGGUGCGCCGUGGUGCGCCAGGGCCAGAUGGUGUGUCUGACCAAGAAGCUGCCCGCCGUGGAAGGGACCCCGUGUGGGAAAGGGAGGAUCUGCCUGCAGGGCAAGUGUGUGGACAAAACCAAGAAAAAAUAUUAUUCGACAUCAAGCCAUGGCAACUGGGGGUCCUGGGGGUCCUGGGGCCAGUGUUCCCGCUCAUGUGGGGGAGGAGUCCAAUUUGCCUAUCGCCACUGCAAUAACCCAGCACCCAGAAACAGUGGCCGCUACUGCACAGGAAAGAGGGCCAUCUACCGAUCCUGCAGUGUUAUGCCCUGCCCUGCAAAUGGUAAAUCUUUUCGUCAUGAGCAGUGUGAGGCCAAAAACGGAUAUCAGUCUGAUGCCAAAGGAGUCAAAACAUUUGUGGAAUGGGUUCCCAAGUACGCCGGCGUCCUGCCGGGGGACGUGUGCAAGCUGACCUGCAGGGCCAAGGGCACCGGCUACUAUGUGGUGUUUUCUCCAAAGGUGACCGAUGGAACGGAAUGUAGGCCGUACAGUAAUUCCGUCUGCGUCCGGGGGAAAUGUGUGCGGACUGGCUGUGAUGGCAUCAUUGGCUCAAAGCUGCAGUAUGACAAGUGUGGAGUGUGUGGAGGAGACAACUCCAGUUGCACGAAGAUUAUUGGAACCUUCAACAAAAAAAGUAAGGGUUACACUGACGUUGUGAGGAUCCCCGAAGGGGCAACGCACAUAAAAGUCCGACAGUUCAAAGCCAAAGACCAGACCAGAUUCACUGCCUACUUAGCCCUGAAGAAGAAAAACGGUGAGUACCUCAUCAACGGCAAGUACAUGAUCUCCACUUCGGAAACCAUCGUCGACCUCAACGGAACGGUCAUGAACUACAGCGGCUGGAGCCACCGGGACGACUUCUUGCACGGGAUGGGCUACGCCGCCACCAAGGAAAUUCUCAUCGUGCAGAUUCUUGCGACAGACCCGACGAAAGCACUCGAUGUCCGUUACAGCUUUUUUGUUCCCAAGAAGUCCACGCUGAAAGGAAACUCUGUGACUAACCACGGCAGCAAUAAAGUGGGCUCGCACGCCCCGCAGCUGCAGUGGGUGACGGGCCCGUGGCUCGCCUGCUCUCGGUCCUGUGACACGGGCUGGCACACCCGGACGGUGCAGUGCCAGGAUGGGAACCGCAAAUUAGCGAAGGGAUGUCUUCUCUCCCAGAGGCCUUCCGCGUUUAAGCAGUGUCUGCUCAAGAAAUGCUAGCCUGCGGGCCUGCUCUGAUGCAGAGCUAACUGGAUGAGUCAUCGCCCAUCAGUCCUGGUGGGCAGGAGGUCCGCCUCGGGCACAGAAGGUCACGCUUCAGAGUCAUUGCCAGCAGGGGUCCAAUUAUGGGCAGAAUCUGCGACAGACGACGGUGUGCACCAUGUCGUGGGACAGUGGCGACCCCGGAAUACAGAAAAAACUCGGGAGCUGGUCAACAUCCCCUGGGCCUACGAGAAUGAACAAACAUGAUGAAUGUAGAAUCAGGCGACAUUUGAAGAAGGCAGAACAAGAGUCUCCCCCUUGUCACCUACCUCUUACAGAAUGUCUUCAAAGGCACUGUAGUCAUUUUCACCCACAAUACACAGUAGCUUCUUUUUACUGUUUGUAAAUACAUUCUCCCUUGGUAUGUCACUUUAUAUCACUUGGUUCUAUUAAAAAAUAUAUAUGUACAUAUAUAUAUAUAUUUCUAUAAAAAAAAAAAAGUGCUUGACCAAAGUAGGUCUGCAGCUAUUUCAACUCCUUCCAGUUUCUGGAAAGAGCUGUGGAUGUUUUACUGGAAAUUUAAGACCUUGCUGCUGUUUUAAUAAGACUUAGUAAACUUUCAGACAACAGGAGAUCACAUUUUAGUCAAAAAUCAUUUUGACGGCAAGCAUCUUCUAGAAAUUCCGAAAAGGAAAAGGAUCUCAGUGUAUCUAGUCAUUUAAAUACAUACACGGGUCCAUCUGCUUAAACAUUUGAUGGCCUGUAUUUUUUUCAGGCAGACAGCCAAAUUAUUGCAUCAUUAGGUUGUAGAAAUAGUGUUUGCGUGUGUGUAUGUUAUUGGUAUUCACGAGUCUAAAAAUUAGUUCCCUCCUGUUAGAAUUUAAAAGGAGGAAAAAAUCACACUCCACCAUAUUUUCCAUGUAUAUUUUCACAAUUGCUUUCCCUUUCCGUGGCUCUCAUCUGGUAUCUCACAAUGUGUAAUAUAUAUGAAAUACACCCAGCAAAGAGUUUUCUAAUCACAUUCAGCACUCUCACUACUGGUAUGCCUCUUACCAGCAAGCCUUUAAAAAUGUGUUUGUUUUUGCGUAUUUGUUUUGUUCAAAGGUUGGGUGAGAUCGUCAAGGUUUUCUACUUCUUGUUGACUUAGUUUAAUAGGAAUAUUAAAGAUCACUUGGUAGUUAGCUACAUCUAGAAGUGAUUACCAUUAAUGUGGCUAGUGCAAAAAAAAAAGUGGUUAUUAAUAAGACUGUUUCCACACCAUAUAGGCAAUAAUUUCUUGCAUUUAAAAAAAAAUCCAAGUAUACUGAUAUUGCACUUAAGAUUUUUCCCAAUUGGAAAGCAUUUGGUUGUACAAGUACGUGUUUAAGUGAUGAAAUAUGAUGAUUUUUGAGAAGUGUGUUGCUUUUAUUUUCAUAGCCUGUCUAGACAGGUUGUAAGUUUUAAUAGUUAGACAUGGAAAAUUUUUGCAAUCAGAUGCCAGGAAUCUCUUUUUAGAUAGUAAACUGUAUCCCUUCACCCCAUAGCUCAGAAAAUCUGAAGUGUUUCAUUUCAUUUGGAUUUUGUUUUCUUUGUGAAAUAUCACAAAGCCAAUUGUUUUUAUAAAAUUGUAUAAUAAUAAUACCAAAUGUGCCUAUUGUGAAGAUUUGCAUAUAAGGAUAUUAGGGGACCAUUGUUUGAGUUCCCUUAAGCUCAUGAGAGUUUAUUUUUAUUAUAAGAUAUUUUUAAUAUAAAAUAAUUAUGUAAUUCAUCUUGCUACAUCACAUUCAUUUCAGUGGGUCUCACUGUUUUAAGUAUUUUCUUAAGAAAUUAUUUGGUAGAAGAAAUAAUUAUUUUACAAAACUGAUCGCCAUCAUUUGGAUUUUUAUAAACUGACUUUGCUUUAGAUGUGGUAAUAUUUUCUUAAUAAAUUAUCAGUUGGAGAAAUGAGGCCUAUACAAGCCAGGUAACCUACAUUUGAUGGAGGUCAACCAGAUAUCAGGGACAGGGAACAAAACUAUUCAGAGUAGUCAGGAAAAAAAUUAAAAUCACACUGACCAUUUGACUAUGCAGAGAGAAUUAUUAGAGAGGCCAACAUUAUUUUUUACAAAUUUCAAAAUAAUUUUAAUCAAGUAAUUCAAUUUUGACAAAGUUUGAUUUUAUCUUUUGUGGGUAUAUUGACGGCAACAUUAAAAGAUAAUUGAAGAGCAAACAUGAUUGUCUCCUACUCUGCUUGUCUAUACUGGAUUCAUAGAUUUUUAAUACGAUUUAUCAAUGAUUCAUUUCCCCCCAAAUAAUGAACUUUUACACUUUUGAUUUGAACAAUCCUAGAAAGCUUAGAAUGAAUAAACCACUAUUCCAUGAUUUUAAGGAAGUUUCUUUAUUUUAUUUUUUUGGUGUUUAUUUUUUGUUGUUGUUUUGUUUUUACAUGAGUAUCAAUAGAUUGACUAAGGAAUGUAUGUCUAAACUCCUGAUAUAAGUGAUAUAGACUGGAAACUGAAGUCAGAUAAAUUGAGUGUUUGAUGGAUAUAAGGAAUGAUAAGCAAAGGGAAAAUCCUCUAUAACACAACCUAGUUCAGUCCAGUUUGACUUAGGACUAUUCCUUUCACUUAUGGCAGUUGCAUAUUGAAUAAAGAAUCUGGGAUUCGUGAUGCUAGAGGCUGCUUCCUAAAAAAGUUUGUCUGAAAAUGCUCAGAUUAGUAAGAACUUAACCUCACUCAUAAACUAAACAGUCCAGAUUAAGUUUUAUUAAAUAAAAGGUAGCCCAGAAAAAAAAAUAGCAUUUAUUUCUUCUAGAACAGUAAAGGUCAAAUUAAGCCCUGCCUUGUUUUUUAGGGACUUAAGGGCAUUGGUUGAAUUUAUUCAACGAAUUCAAUUUACUUUGCCUUCCUGUGGAAACAGUUUUAUCACAUUAAACUAAGAAUUAAGGGAUUAAUCACAAACAAACAAAGUUGCAGCACUGAAAAAAAAGUAAUUUAUUGUUUUUGCAACUGGUAUGUGAAUUUGUGUGAUAAAAUUAUUUAUUCUUAUUUAACAAAAAUAUGUGCAAAUUCUAUAUUUAAAAUGUUUUGCUGUUGUCCUCUUUUUUAAUUUAUGCUUCAUGUUUGUGUAUGAAGUACACUUUGUGAGUUUACAUAAUAUACAGCACUGUUUGCUUUUGUAUUUUUUUACAGAGAGCUUUCUGUGUGAAACAGGUGUAUAUGUAUAUAUUCCUCAUGCCUCUUUAUUCUGAUACUAUAGCUUUCCUUUCUAAGAACAUUAAUUUAAUAUUUCAUGACCAGUAGUGUUCAUUAGUUGUAGUUAUAUUAACAAGUCUUUUGGGUUCCAUAAAUACUGAUUUUUCCAAGUCAAAAAUAAAAACAAACACUUAUUUAAGUAACUUUGGUCCAAGUUUUAAACUUGGGUACAUAGAUAACCUGGAAGCUUCCCACUGAAGCUGAGACACAGUUGAGAAUCAGGUCUAUCAUUUCACUGAUAAACCUGGACAAAGAGUUGUUGAUGAAAGUUGUAUACACACAACCUCCAAGUGAUAUCAAUGAUAAUAAAACCAAAUAUUGCCUUUUGCUGCUUUAAAAAUUAAUAUCACUUAGUCUCUAGAAUCUAUAGAUUCUGUAGAUGAGAGUAAAUAAAUUGGAUUUAAUUGACUCCACUGUUAGCAGUCCUAACUGGUUCUACAAAUAUGGGGUCUAAUUUGAUAAAGGGUGACGUUUUACUCCUACCAAUGUCUCUCAUGGAGUGAUAACAGGGCUUGGGACAGGCAGGGACCUCUCAGGUCACAUCAGCUUACCCCUGACUAUGACUUCACAGUCUGGUCACAGCAAUAAGGCAAAGCAUCCUUGGACACACAAUUGACCAGAUCAAGCUCUGGCUCUAAUGUUUUUCCCAUUGACUCCUUCCAUAUUAUCAGGGACAUUUGUUGUGGUUUAGAUGAGGAUAGCAGCCAAAUUUAACAAAGCUCAGGACUUGUGCCAUGACUUAAAGUUCACUGUUUGUGAAAUAAGAUUGAAUGUGAUAAUGACCAAAUUUUGCUGAUAGUUUGUGGCUGAGUGUGAAAUCUCAUUGGCAGGAUUGGUGAAUACUACCACCCUAUUUAUAAUUAAACUUGAGACCAUAAGAAUACCUUAUAUUUUUAACAUUUCAAAGCUACAAAAUAAAUGAAUAACCAUGAGUACAGAAAUGAGGAUCCAAAGCUGUAAUAGAACCAAGUUCUGGGUCAAGGUGAUCUAUCAUUUAGACACGCAGAAAAGGAACUUGGAUGUUUUCUCUAUUAUUUUUUUUCAUUCACCAACAACCUGUCGUUUUAGAUUGUCUAACAAGUAGAUCAACUUAACUCACUAGUCCACUGGAAAAAAAAGCAGUCUUUCUAAGAGCUUCCUGCUAGCAGGAACUACAGAAAUGACUUCUCAAGUUAUAUCAUCAUGAAACACAUCAAUCGAUAACUCAUAAUUGUGUUCUGGUCAAUUAAUGUAUGGGAACAUAAUGAAAUUAAACCCAUGCAUUAGUGAAAUAAUACAAAGAAAUAGACAUGGUGUUCAAUACAGAUUUUGUGGAAAAAUACAUAUUUUGUUAGAAGAUGCUGAUUUUACAAGAGAAUAGGAUUGAAAUGUAUGUGCUAGCUAACACAGUUAAUUGCACCUUCCUGAUAUACUAGCACUUUAGCAAUAAGUCUGCUGUUUGUGGUCUUUGUGCCAUAGCUCCAACUGGUCCAUGCAGACAGUCAUAGGUGGAUGAAAAAGCAAUAGUGGCCCCUCUCCCUAUAAGGCACUGUCACAUCAGAGUGAACCAAGUCUAACACUGUGAGAAAACUGUGAUUUAGAAAUAAAACAGGGCAUUCUCUUUUUUUUCCAUUUUCCUUUGGCACAUCUAAUAAACAAUGAUAAUUUUCUAUCGAGGUGCUAACAUCUUCAGUGAUCAACUAUCAAAUGUGGUAUUUCUGAGUUACUAUUUUAUUCUACGUGAUGUUUCAGUUUUCAAGAAAGAACUAAGUUUUGUUUUGGCUUUUCUGUUUUUGUCAAGGCUGGGCAUACCUUGAUACUCAAAGUUAAGGGAGUUGCAUCUAAUGGUCAUUCUGAUCAGCAGGGUACAGUGACACAAGCUGUAUGUACAUCGAAGAUGUUUCGGGUGACAUCAAAACUUGAAGAGUAGCAAGCUGGAGGAGCUGACUUUUAGAAGUCAUGUUUCAUCCUUUACUAAGACAUCAGAAUUCGUCUAAAACAUUCCUUUUCAACACACUUAUUUGGUUCUUAGACACAAACAAAUGUCUAUGUAUAUUUGACCUGACUUUGUUUAAGCUUUGCAACAUUUUUCGUCUAUAGUAAACACUUAGCUGCUGUAUCUCAGUCUUUGCUUUAAUAAUUCACAACAUAUUAGAAACACUCCGCCCCACACCGAGAGCAUAUUGAGACAAGAGCACGCUCUGUGUACUUUGUGAGACUAGACUUUUGACUAAGAAAUGCCUAGUCCUCUGGAUGGUGUGUUUGCAUUAUACAUUAAGCAUGACAUAAAUGUCGGAGUUGACAAACACUGCUUACAUGUUAGUAUCACAUAUUUGUCAGAGAAAAUCAUGCACAUGCUUUGUAAAUAGAUUGCCGAUAACUAAACAGGUUGUAGAAAUAUGUUCAAUUUGAUGUGAGCAGUGGCACAAAUAUUUGAUUUCUGUAUUCAAGUCUGUGAAUAUAUUCAGGUAAUAAAUCUAAGUAGGUAGAGCUGAGUAUUUUUAAUUCUUGAAAGGUGCUUGCAAGAUAGAAUAAAACAUUGAAGAUUUACAUGUAUAUAAGCAGUAAAAUGCAAACUGCUUAUGAGCCCUGUUUUUCCAGAAGUAAUGACAUCUUUCUGUAAAUAUAAUGCAGUUGAAAAAGCAAAAAAUCUUUGACAUCUAAGACAGAUCUCAUUUAAAAUGUCUCUUCAGCUUUGGCAAAUGUCAAACCGGAAUCGACUAUUGAAAGCAUUACUGUGCCCUAUAGCCUGCAUUCCACAACAGCUCUGUUAUUCGGGUAAAGCACUUGAACUGAGUCAUUUGGGACCUAUACUGUAAUAUUUUUCAUGGAGGAACAAUAUCCUAUUUUGUAAAGCAUUUCCCUAUGUGUGACUUCAAACUGUAAAAUUAAACAUUGGCUUUGUGGUUUCAGUGAGCAUAAUAAAUGUAAACUGUAAACUAGGGUAAA